Molecule: messenger RNA, 4606 nt
Organism: Pseudophryne corroboree (corroboree frog)
Lineage: Eukaryota; Metazoa; Chordata; Amphibia; Anura; Myobatrachidae
Gene: TOP3A
Product: DNA topoisomerase III alpha
Exons: 21
Coding region: 387-3437 (1016 amino acids)
Biological process (GO): DNA topological change
Cellular component (GO): nucleus; chromosome
Molecular function (GO): zinc ion binding; DNA topoisomerase type I (single strand cut, ATP-independent) activity; DNA binding
Source: RefSeq, a predicted model, not a curated record
UGGGUCAGUGGGUGAGGAUAGGGGGGGGGGGUAUGUGACUGUGUACGGGAAGAGAGAAGGGUCAUUCCGCAGCAGCUGCGGCAGCAACGACAAACGACGCGGGAAACAUCAUAAAUAAUAAUCACAUUUCUCAUACAGUAUUUGGUUACUGUGGUGACAGGCCACCUAUUCUUUCUACACAAACUGUUGGAUCGCUGUAUUGUAUGAAAGGUUAAUAGCCGCGGUAAUUACUUACUGUUUACAAGGCAGCCGACUAAUGACAGCACAGUAGAAUUCUGCGUGCACCUUGAAUCCUUAUUUGGUUCCUUUCUGUUAUAUCUGGGCACUGAGUACACAGAGGCCGACAUGACUGUCACAUACUCCAAGAACCUUCCUGUUCUCCUGUAAUGAUUUUCCGGAGCAGUCUUAUAGCAGUCAGCAGGCUUAAGCUGCCCAUUCAACUGUCCGUUCGUCAUUGCGCUCAGGAAUAUGCAAAUAUGGCCCUGAGGAUUCCCGUCCAGAAGGUGUUGUGCGUUGCUGAGAAAAACGAUGCUGCCAAGGGGAUUUCAGAUCUUUUGUCCAAUAGCCGGAUGAGGAGGAGAGAAGGAUUUUCCAAGUUUAACAAGAUUUAUGAAUAUGAAUAUCACUUGUUUGGAAAGGAUGUAACUGUCAUCAUGACCUCAGUGUCUGGGCAUUUGCUGUCAAUGGACUUCCAGAGUCAUCUAAAGUCUUGGCACAGCUGUAACCCAGUCUCCCUAUUUGAUGCGGAAGUUGAGAAGAUCUGUCCUGAUGAUUUUGUAAACAUCAAGAGGACACUAGAACGAGAGGUACGGCAGUGCCAGGCUCUCAUCAUAUGGACGGAUUGUGACCGAGAGGGAGAGAAUAUUGGUUUUGAGGUUAUCCACGUCUGUAAAGCAGUGAAACCAAAUCUUCAGGUGUUCCGAGCUCGGUUCUCCGAAAUCACCUCUCGGUCCGUCCGCACAGCCUGCGAGAACCUGACACCUCCUGACCAGAACAUCAGUGACGCCGUGGAUGUGAGAAUGGAGCUGGAUCUUCGGAUAGGAGCUGCUUUUACCAGGUUCCAGACUCUCCGCCUUCAAAAGAUCUUUCCUUCCGUGUUGUCCAGCCAGCUGAUCAGCUAUGGAAGUUGUCAGUUCCCCACACUGGGGUUUGUAGUGGAGAGAUUCAAAGCCAUCCAGGCCUUUAUUCCUGAGACCUUCUACAAGAUCAAAGUAACUCACGAACAUGAAGACGGAACUGUGGAAUUUAACUGGAAGAGGAACCGACUUUUUAACCACACAGCCUGCCUGGUUCUCUACCAAAUCUGCAUGGAGGACCCCACAGCUACCGUCGUUCAGGUUGGGAGUAAGCCAAAAAGCAAGUGGAGACCUGUAGCCCUGGACACUGUGGAGCUGGAAAAACUGGUUUCUCGAAAACUGAAGAUCGCAGCCAAGGAAACCAUGAAAAUUGCAGAGAAACUUUACACACAGGGUUAUAUCAGUUACCCCCGCACUGAGACCAACAUUUUUCCCAAGGAUCUGAACCUCACAACGUUGGUUGAGCAGCAGACACAGGACCCCCAGUGGGGCACGUUCGCACAGCGCAUCCUAGAGAGGGGUGGGCCUACUCCAAGAAAUGGAAGCAAGACUGAUCAAGCCCACCCCCCUAUCCACCCCACUAAGUACGCCAGCAGCCUGCAGGGAAAUGAGCAGCGCAUCUACGAGUUCAUUGUGCGUCACUUCCUGGCCUGCUGCUCCCAAGAUGCUCAGGGGCAGGAGACCACGGUGGAGAUUGACAUCUCUGCUGAGCGGUUUGCGGCUCAUGGCCUGAUGAUCAUUGCCAGGAACUAUCUGGAGGUCUACCCAUAUGACAAGUGGACCACGAAGAUCAUCCCGGUGUAUGAGAUGGGCGCCAGAUUCCAGCCCACCACGGUGGAGAUGGUGGAUGGAGAGACCACUGCCCCACAGCUCCUUACAGAGGCAGAUCUUAUCGCUCUGAUGGACAAGCAUGGGAUCGGGACUGACGCAACCCACGCUGAGCACAUUGAGACUAUUAAGUCACGUAUGUACGUGGGUCUCACACCUGAGCAAAGGUUCCUGCCUGGAGAGCUUGGGAUGGGGCUGGUGGAAGGUUACGAUUCCAUGGGCUUCGAGAUGUCCAAGCCCGACCUACGAGCAGAGCUGGAGGCUGACUUGAAGCUGAUCUGCGAAGGCAAGAAGGACAAGUUCACCGUCCUAAGGCAGCAGGUGCAGAAAUACAAGCAGGUCUUCAUAGAAGCUGUAGCCAAAGCCACCAAGCUGGAUGAGGCUUUGUCCCAGUAUUUUGGACAGGCCGUGCAAAAUGUGGAACAGCACGAGAUCUAUGCAGAAACACCUCUGCCCAUACGCAAGUGUCCGCAGUGCAGUAGGGAUAUGGUUCUGAAGAGCAAGAGAGACGGAGGGUUCUACAUUUCAUGCUUGGGAUACCCGGGCUGUAAAACGUCAAUCUGGUUCCCCAGCUCCGUGUUGGAGGCGUCACGUGACGACAGCGUCUGCGAGGUGUGCCGACCUCAUCCAGUGCACAGGCUGAAGCUGAAGUUUAAGCGGGGUAGUGUGCCCCCACUGAUGCCACUGGAGUUUGUGGGGUGUAUUGGUGGCUGUGAUGAAACACUUAGAGAAGUCUUAGACCUCAAAUACCUUCAGGGCGGCAACAGAGGCGCACAGGAGAGGAAUCACGUGCAGGAAAACCGGGCAAAUACCCAUACGGGAAACGCCAGAGGCGGGCACAGCCGUCAGCCAACUGCCAGGAAGGAGAGGAAUCCCAAGCUGGUGACUCCAGCUGUCCCGAGAAGUGUGCCACCAUCCACAGCCAGCACUGAGGGCAAUGAGGUGGUCUGUAACUGUGGGGUUAGCGCCGUGCAGCUGACUGUGCGCAAGGAGGGGCCCAACCAAGGACGCCCAUUCUAUAAGUGUAAUGGAGGAAACUGCAGCUUCUUCCUGUGGGCAGAUCAGGACAGUGGGUCUGGCAGUAGCAAUUCGGAAUUUCAGCCACCUGGAGGGCGGCCCUCGAAUGCAUUCAAUAGUCCACGGGUAUCAGGAGGGUUCAGGGCAGGAGGAGAAUCCUGGAACAUGGAAUCUGGGGGGCAGGCCACUUGUAUGUGCAACCAGCCAGCUGUCACGCGUACUGUGCAGAAGGACGGGGCCAACAAGGGCCGACAGUUCCACACGUGUGCUAAACCCAGAGAGCAGCAGUGCGGAUUCUUCCAGUGGGCGGACGAGAAUGUUCCUCCAGGGGGCUCUGGCGGCGACUAUCCCAGCACCUUUGGAGGGGGCUCCGGAGAGCAGCGAGGAUUCGGCACAAAAAACAAACGUUCUGAUUACAGCUCAUCAGACAGAGGUCCGACAGCAAAGAAACAACGGACUUGUGGUAUCUGCCACCAGCCGGGGCACAACAGGACCAGCUGCCCCCAGAACAGAUGAGAAGCGCACUAGCUUUCCUCCAUUUCCUGCAACCAUCUCACUCUACCCAAAGCCUUUCCUGGUUGUUUUUGGAUUUUAUUUUUUCUUUGUUUUAUUUUUUAAUCAAUUCCUUACUUAGUACUACUGUAGUAUGUCCCUUCCUAGUCCAGGGACAGAAAACAGUGCUGCUUACCCCAUAAUCUGGCAUAUAUGCUGGGACUUGUAGUUCCACAGCCGCCCAUCAGUUGCAUUUGUGUUUUGAAUUAUUUUUUUUCCUUUGUAGUUUUGCAGGGACAGAAGUGUUUGAUCAGAAUCACUGUUGCCUGUGGAUAUAGUUGCACUGGGCUUUCUAUGAUGCAGUGCUCCAGUGCACCCAGCACCUUUGUAAGUCACAGCAACUUAUCAGAUUCCAACUUUGUUUCUAGCACAGGUUUGAUAAUAUAAUGAAAUACUGAUUAGUUGCCGUGGGCUACAGCACAUUCGUUACUAAGUGAGCCCCAGUCUGUUUAAAUGUUAUCAAACUUUGAAACGAAGAGAUAUUUUAAGUGUUUCCAUGAGGAAACAAAACAUUCACUGUAGUUUUAUAAAUCUCGUGUCCCAUUUAUCUGCACCUCUGUUUUUAAAGAACAUUCGCUCAGGUCGUUACCGUGGAACGGCUACUAGUAAUGUCUGCAGUGGUUUAUCAGAACUGGAGACACGUGAGAUAAUGCUCUGAAUGUGAGGGGAACAGUCCCCUGUCUUUUACCCAUUUAGAGACAGGGAGGGGGGGGGAUUCAAUUGCUGAUGACUUGUCUGCCUGCCUGAAUUUCCACGCCAUCUGCCGCACUUUAUGGCAGAGGGUAGCAAGCACUUUUAAGCGAAAGAGGUGCAAAUCGGGCCGGGUGCGAAUUGAACUGCCAUUGCUGAAGUUUAAAGGUUGCUUCAAUGGCAGUUUGACCACAAAUGAAAUCCCCCCCAGUGUCUGGAACACGGCUGGAUCUACACUGACUGGUACCAGAGGACACUAGCUAUAAUAUUUAUAUCUUAUCUUUUGAAUCCUGCAGUCCUGACAUAAUAAUAAUGCCUCUUACAGAUGGUGCAGACAUUGUUCAUUAUUAUGACCCGCUUUUUGUGCGGCUCUUGUCUAUCGUCUGUUGACACCUCUGCAUAUAUUUUUUAUUAGCAAAAUAAAACUUUGUUAAAAGGAACAA